Ophidiomyces ophidiicola is the source of this 1962-nucleotide messenger RNA. RefSeq lists its product as uncharacterized. The transcript has 4 exons. NCBI's taxonomy places the organism in Eukaryota, Fungi, Ascomycota, Eurotiomycetes, Onygenales, Onygenaceae. The record is from RefSeq and is a predicted model, not a curated record. Gene Ontology annotation, biological process: meiotic chromosome segregation. Bases 1 to 1962 code for a protein of 653 amino acids. Gene Ontology annotation, cellular component: chromosome, centromeric region; nucleus.
AUGGCUCGAUUAAACGACCUCCCUCCGGCAGCUGAGUCCCUGGAGUCUCUCAAGCGUCGAUUCAUACGCCAGAAUAGAGAACUUGCCCGCGCAAACUCCCUUCAAUCUGCUCGCAUCAGGACGUUGGAGGCUGAUGUGACCCGCGUCCUGGCCGAAAAUGUGACCCUUCGAGAUGAAAUUGGCUGGCUGAAAGGAGAGCUCGAGAAGAGCCAAGGCAGUGACCGUUUCGAUACUCAACUAUUCACAGUGAAAGAGAAACUUGGAGAAAAGCUAGCGGAGCUGUCCACGCUGAUAACAGAUCUGGGUGCAUUGCCACAAAGACGAAAAAACAUAUUGGCAUCACAGCAGACCUUAGAGGCUCAGGGAAUCUGUUUGCCUUGUGUUCGACCUCCUGUCCGGCCAGGCCACAAUGCCUUUACCGAUGAAGAGAGAUUGCCCGUAAUCAUGGAAGACAAAUUUUACCCGAGACUCACGCCUGAGGUCGACGAGAUACCCGAAUCUCCAAUUAAUGACGGCGGAGAACAGAAAACAUCUAUUUCCCCAACUCCAUCGCCAAAUCGCCUAGAAUCUGCUGAUUUUUCGGCUACCUUUCUACCAGAUGGACUGCUCGGCACGAGUGAAUACUCUAGUAAUGAUAUUUUCAUGCCGCCUGCUAAAUCGCCGACCCUGGAGACAAGAAGAAGGCGGAGAGAUAGCUCGUUGUUAAAAAAUAUAAUCCCCAAUGUGGAUGCCAUCACUGGAAACAAUGACCUUGACUUCAACCCACAACCCUCAAAAACCGGCUCAAAACGCAAAUUUACCCUACAAGAAAAUGAUUUGGUUACGAAAGCAACAGCAGAGGAACCAGAUGAUUUCCAAUAUAAUCGAUUGACCGUAUUUUCUGAGCCCGUACCCCAAGAGAUAUAUAGUAUUGCAGAAUCCCAGCCUACACCAACAACAUUUAGUCCUAUUGAACCUGUAAAAAGAGACCGAAAUCGUGGCCGGCGUGCCUUAGGACCAAAGAGCUCAAAUGCAAAUCUUGCAUCUCCUGUAAAAGCAGCUUCAGAAAAAAUGAAGCCUCAUGUUGAAGCGAAACGGCCUCCAGUAAGGUCGAAGGGAAAAUCUCAGAGUAAACCUAGAACGGAAGACAUUAGCGAUUUGAAUACUAGCAAGCCCGACGCCGCAAAGCUUGCCAUUUCCGGAAGCCACUCGAAAUUUCUACCAACACGAAAGGUGGAGGAAAGCAUUCCUACCGAAACCGCUUUAGAAAUCUCAAAUCCAAGAAUACCUAAAAAUAUUCCCAGCCCGAACAGCUUCAAGAUACUAUCAGAUGUCAGGCCAACAGAGCUUCAUUCAUCUGAGACCACAAGGACACGGCAAUCUCGACGUUCACGAGGGCCAAUUAGCUAUGCGGAGCCGAAUUUAAGAGAUAAAAUGCGACGCCCCACAGAAGAGCUUAUAGAUGCUGUUGGCAGCGAAAAAACUCAACAUACAUCCAAACAAUUUGCAGAAUCAAACGAGAGUUGCCCCACGGGGGAAUAUUUACUAUACCCGGCGCAAUCCGAACGGUGUGAACCGCUUCGGUCAAUAACUACUUUAAACGCGCAAGGUUCUACUGCUAUCUCAAAUUUCGAACCACGUUUGGGUCCAUCGGCCUCAAGUAUUGCAAUCUCGACACUUGUUGCCGGAAGCAAGAAGCGUUGCCAAACCAGUAAGCCAAAUGAGAGCCGAAGACACUCUUCCAAUCCGGCAAACUGUAGCGCUAACCCGCAUGCUUCGCAUUCUAUAUCCAGUCGUGAAAAACGGCUCGAUACCUUGAAUGCUGGGUCGUCGACUGACAUGACUGGAUUUGAUGAAUCCAUGGAAGAAAGUAUAUCUAAACUGGUGGAGAACACGGGAACGGAUCCCCCCACCGAAGCUGAGGACUCUUCAGCACGGACACGGCGUAUCCCUGUAACAAGAAGGAGAAGCAUGAUGGUGUAG